This is a messenger RNA of Ceratosolen solmsi marchali, 802 nucleotides long. RefSeq names its product peritrophin-1. NCBI's taxonomy places the organism in Eukaryota, Metazoa, Arthropoda, Insecta, Hymenoptera, Agaonidae. Gene Ontology annotation, molecular function: chitin binding. The coding region runs from base 140 to 802 and encodes 220 amino acids. The transcript has 3 exons. The record is from RefSeq and is a predicted model, not a curated record. Gene Ontology annotation, cellular component: extracellular region.
GCGCGUCGUGAAAACGCAGUCGAGCGAAACCAGUCCAGUGACAAGCCACGAGUGUUGCUUCCCUUCGUCCAGCUGCUCGACGCACACCUCGGCCCUUAAGCCCGCCCACGCAUCCGCUCACAACAAGCACAUAUCCACGAUGUGGAGGUUCGUUGUCGGGCUUCUCGUAGCCGGGGCUCUUACCGACGCUCAGUUCCGGUGCCCCGAGCCCAAGGGCUACUACCCAGAUCCGGAGCAAUGUGACCUCUACUACGCCUGCGUCGACGGCCAGCCAGAGGAGCGGCUUUGCAAGGAUGGCCUCGUGUUCAGGGACGACAACCCGAAGAAAGAGCUCUGCGACGUCCCCGCUAACGUCCAGUGCGGCGAUAGAACGGCCCUGCAGGAACCCCAUCCUUCCAAAGACUGCCCACGAGCUAACGGUUACUUUAAGCACGAAGAUCCUCUAUUCUGCGAUAAAUUUGUCAAUUGCAUUGAUGGCAUUCCGCAGGUAAUGCCUUGCCCGCCUGGGCUUGUCUACGAGGAGAAAAUGUCUAGCUGCGUAUGGGCAGUGGAUGCUACACGACUCUGUCAGGACGCGAAACGCGAAACCCUCGAUGACGGCUUCAUUUGUCCAGCGGGUGACGUCAUCGGCCCUCAAGGAAGAAUCUUACCUCAUCCGACCUAUCCCCAUCCCGACGAUUGUGCCAAGUUCUACAUAUGUCGGAAUGGAAUGGUUCCGCAAAAGGGUCAAUGCGAGGAAGGUCUCGUUUACAAUGAGGACAUUUUCAGGUGCACCGAACCUGAAUCAGUCCAAGGAUGGUAA